Messenger RNA from Penaeus vannamei (Pacific white shrimp), 5922 nucleotides. Lineage: Eukaryota; Metazoa; Arthropoda; Malacostraca; Decapoda; Penaeidae. The record is from RefSeq and is a predicted model, not a curated record.
AGGCGCGAGGACCUAGCCGUUCGCGCUCCUGCCACCUCUGCUCGUGGGUUUAUAUUUUUUAUAGAUAAUUUGGCCAAGUUUUUUUCUUUCUUUUGCGGCUGUCAUUAUUGACUGUCUCAACUCGAUAGCUGUGGUAUAUUUCCCCAUCUAUUGGGAAACCAUUAGGAAAAGACUGGUCCGCGUGUAAGGCUUUCAAAAGCAAAACAAACUUUGUGUUUUGAACGUGACACGUCUCUGACUCCACUCGCUCAACCUCGCAACAACCAGCGAGAGAGAGAGAAUUAUUUACGCUGCUUCUCGCCGUUAUAAUUUUUUUUACUUUAUAUACCGGCGUUUGAGAGAGGUUGAAAAUCAUCUCCUUGCCUGCUCUUCCUUCGAGAAUCUUCUCAGAAACAAGAGAGAUAGAAAAAAUAACGAUUGCCGGCACCUGAUACACAAACGUCACGUGACUUGACACACCUGUUCUCCGGAAAGGAGGAAAAAUAUCCGGCUGUGCAUUUUGGACACCUUUAGAAUCCUUGGAUUGCUCUGCAUAAAUCGCUUGCGGUUCUGAAAUACACUCAAGAUGUCUCGCAAAACUAAGCUUAAACCUACGGAACAGCUCAACGAAGACAUGGACAAGAUGUUUGAGGGUCAAGCCAGCGAAGAUUUCUCGCUUGACCAGCUGUCCUCGGCAACUGAUGUCACGGCCUCUUGGACCCCAGGCUAUAGUGAUGAGUCCCAGGUCCGCGAUAUGUCUGAGCUGAGACUCCGUGAGAUGGAUAUUGACUAUCAUGCAAGUGACAGCUUCCCUCACAUGCAUCACACUCUGAAGCCACACCGAGUGCGUCGCAAGAGCCACCGCACUAGCGAUGAUGCCCCUCCCCCUUACUCAAGCAUUGAAAGCAAGGAAGAAGCUAAUACUGGUGCUGUGAGUUUCGAAGUAGGGGACCCUGAUCUGCCAGAAGGGUGGUCUGUUGGAAAACAUGUCAAGAAGGAUGCGAGCAAGCAGCCGCAAACACCGAGGAAGGAUGAGGAAGAGCCAGAGAGUGACAAUGACGACGAGGAGUCUUCCCCUCUGCUUGGAGAGGACAAUAAGCUCAAACCUUGUAUCCGCUCUCCUGACUCGGAACCCCUGGCAUAUAUAGAUGAAUCUUCUCGUAAGAAGACCCGCGUCCAGUUCGAUAUCGGUGAAGAAGAGCACCAUGAUUUGGAAAACAAAGAAGUUCCUCGGAAGAGGCGAAGCCACCGUCGUCGUCGCGACUCUGUGGAGGAUCCAUCCUGGCGCCGUCAUGCUGGAAGCGAGCAUGAACUGCAGACAUAUGCUUCCAAGGCCAUUCACGAGGAGGUGGACUAUCUCAAGGAACACGAUUUGGAUGACAUUGCAAGCCAUAGGUUUGAAGACCCAAGUGCUUACAGGAGGCCACGCGUACGUGCUCGUUCAUCUGUGUCAUCAAUCAUUCACAUGAAUGAAGCUGGGAAUGAGAAGGCUGAUCGACAGCAGCCCAUGGUCAAGAAGUCAUAUGAUCAUAGUCCGCAUGAGAUCUUCGUUGAAUUGGAUGAGUUGCGCUACUCCGAGGGACACCUGGAGUGGAAGGAGACCGCUCGUUGGAUCAAGUAUGAGGAGGAUGUAGAGGAUGUGGCUAACCGCUGGGGCAAACCCCACAUUGCCUUCCUCAACUUCCAUGCACUCUUCUCCCUGCGCAAAGGCCUCGAUACAGAUCGACAUCGAGGGCGAGGCCCAGCCGAAAGACAAGGGCGGCUCGAAGGAUGACCUGCGCAGGAAUAACAAGGACUUGCUCAAGAAGAUCCCCGAGGGCGCCGAGGCCACGGCUGUGCUGGUGGGCGCCGUAGACUUCCUCAAGCAGCCUACCAUCGCCUUCGUCAGGCUGGCUGAGGGCGUCAUGAUGGACAACCUGGUGGAGGUGCCCAUCCCCGUGCGCUUCAUGUUCGUGCUGCUGGGCCCCUUCCACGGCGAGAUGGACUACCACGAGGUGGGGCGCUCCAUCUCCACCCUCAUGUCCGACAAGGGCUUCCACGAGGUGGCCUACCGCGCCCACUCGCGCGGCCAGCUGCUCUCGGCCAUCAACGAGUUCCUGAACGCCUCCAUCGUGCUGCCGCCCUCCGACUGGAACAACAAGGACCUGGUGCCCAUCGACGACAUCCGCGCCAAGGCCAACCAGAUCAUGAAGAAGAAGGAGAGCCUCCGCUCCAAGCGCAAGCAGACGGAGACCGCGGCCGUGACCCCGGCCUCCGCAGGCGAUGGCGACGGCGGGAAGAAGAGGCCUCCUCCGAGGGAUCCUCUCAUCCGCACCGGGAAGCCCUUCUUCGGCGUCCUGCAGGACCUCAAGACCCGCUACCCGCUCUACCUGUCCGACAUCAAGGACGGCCUCAGCGGGCAGGUGCUGGCGGCCGCCAUCUUCAUCUUCUUCGCCGCGCUCUCCGCCGCCAUCACCUUCGGCGGCAUCUACGGCGACCGUAUGAACAACUACAUCGGCGUGGGCGAGACGCUGCUCAUGUCCUCCGUCAACGGCAUCAUCUUCGCCCUGUUCGCCGCCCAGCCGCUGCUCAUCGUGGGCGCCACGGGCCCGCUCAUGAUCUUCGACAUGAGUCUGUACUCGUUCUGCCAGUCGUAUGAGAUCGACUUCCUGGCCACGCGAGUGUGGGUGGGAAUAUGGAUGACUGUGACCGCCGUCCUUGUCACCGCCUUCGAGGCCGUGGCCAUCGUCAAGAAGUUCACCCGCUUCACCGAGGAGAUCUUUUCGACGCUGGUGUGCCUCAUUUUCAUCUACGGCGCCUUCGAGAAGCUGGCCGAGAUCUUCGUCCAUCACCCGCUGCAGUCCAAGUAUGGCUUCAAGGACAUCAACGGCUCGGAAAUUGCAUCUGGCAUCAUCAUCAAUGGAUCCCUCUAUAACGCAACCAACAUGGAAGACGAGGACGUGACAGCCAUCGAACCAGCUCAGCCCAACACUGCUCUCCUCUCCAUGAUUCUGAUGAUCAGCACCUUCCUCAUUGCCUUCAAGCUCAAACAUUUCCGUAACUCCAAGUUCCUCGGCAGAAGUGUACGUCGUGCUCUUGGUGACUUUGGUGUGCCCAUCUCCAUUGUCCUCAUGGUCACCCUGGACUACCUCAUCCAUGACACCUACACCGACAAGCUCACCAUGCCCGAAGGUCUCAGCCCAUCCAACCCAGAAAUCAGAGGAUGGAUGAUCAACCCCAUGGGUGUCACCAAGGCACUGCCCAUCUGGGUCAUCUUCCUUGCUGCUCCUGCUUCCCUCCUCCUCUUCUGCCUCGUAUUCCUGGAAGAGAACAUCUGCCACCUUAUCUUGAGCAAGCCUGAGAAGAACAUGGUAAAGGGAACAGGUUUCCAUUGGGAUCUGAUCCUCUCCGGUUUCAUCAAUUUUGUGUCUGGGCUCUUUGGUGCUCCCUUCAUGGGCCCGGCCUGCGUGAGAACUGUGUCCCACACCUCUGCUCUGACCGUCAUGAGCUCAACCCAUGCCCCUGGAGAGUCUCCUAAGAUUGUGGGCGUUCUUGAGCAGCGAGUUAGUGCCGUCAUUGUGUCAGUCUUGGUGGGACUGUCAGUGUUCCUGACAGCAGCUCUUAACCUUGUACCAAAGUCUGUGCUGCUAGGUAUCUUCCUGUACAUGGGUAUCUCUGCCACAGCUGGUAUUCAGUUCCUCGAGCGCACAAUUCUUUUCCUCAUGCCAGUCAAGCACCAUCCUAAUGUAGCUUAUGUGAAGAAAGUGCGCACAUGGAAGAUGCAUGCUUACACCGGCAUCCAGCUCCUUAUGUUGGUAAUCCUAUGGAUUGUAAAGCAGUCUCCUGCUGCUCUCUGCUUCCCAUUCGUGCUCAUGUGCCUCAUUCCCAUUAGAUUGUACCUUCUUCCCUAUGCAUUCAGUGGAGUUGAGCUCAAUGCACUUGACGGAACUGAGGCCACAGCCACAGCAAACAACGAUGAUGAUGAGCCUGACUUCUUCGAGGAAGCUCACGAUUUGCCGACAUACAUUGACCAUCACCACCAGAACUGAAGGCCGCCCCCUCCCUUGCACAGAAGAUCGUCUCAGUUCUGCAGUAGAUCUGUUCAAAGGAAAGAAAAACAACACAAACUGGUUAUGUUUAAGUAGGCUUUUAUCUUUUAGAAAAGGAAGAAUUUGUUUUCUUUCUCAUUUUAAAUUUAAAUUUCUCCAUGUAGAUAUCCUCAAAAUUUUACUCUGAGUCUUUUAAAGUGGAUUUCUUAUUCCUGAAAACUGGAAAGUAAUUGGUGAAUUUAUCACUGGUACUUACAGGUAAUAAACAAUUGUUGAGGAUUUAGACAAACAGCCAUGAUUCAGUGUAAUUUUUAUGGCUUUUUAGUCAGUUGUCUAGGUUUUAUCAUCAUUAAUUGUUGAUGGAAUGACAAUAUAUAUUCAAAGGAGGAUCUGAACAUGCUGUGCAUGAUGAAUUUAUUGUCCUCUCAUGAAGGAGAAAUAUCACUUAGGGAGAUUGAUUGUUUUGCUGCUUUCAGUACAAUAGUCAUCUCUUUUUUUACACUUGUAGAGAAAAUUGGACUGAAGUUCAACAUGUAAUUAUUUCUAUCCAAGUAAUUCAAGUUUAUUUAACAGAAUUUUACUUUUAAAGCUUAUUAUUCUUAGCUGGAGUAUUUUAAGUCACUUAACCAGACCCAGUGAUGGAUCUGUUCACAGUUGUGAAGGAACAGUACAAGACUUUUAUCAUUCCACAAUAUGGUGCUGAAUAAACACAUAGGUGCUUUAGUAAAACAUCUUUUCUGUGAGGAAGAGGCUGUAAGCUGUUUAGAUGCUCCGUCCAUCAGUAUUUAAGGUGAAGAUAUUUUUUUCCGAAUGAAAAGCAAUUUGCUCAAGUUAGUUGGUUUUGCAGAAAAAAUUAUAGGAUGUUCCAUUAAAGUUGAAAGGCAGAUUGUAUUAGAUAUUUAUGUGAUAUGAUUAUAUAGUUUUUAUUAUUAUUAAUGAUAAUCUAGCAUAUGUAGGGUUUAUGCAAGUACAGUACUCUGAUCCUGUUGUAAGGCCCCAAACUGCAGCUGUUUAGUGAAUCCAUUUAGACACCAAAUAGCGACCAAGAGCACAGCCUAACUCUCCAUUGCUCUUACUUGUUCUUUUGUGUCUAGCAGAGGCAUUGGCUUGCAAAAAUUUUAUCUGCAGAAUCUGGUAUCCAGGGAGGCUGGGACUGUUGUGGGUCAUUUUAUUUAUCUUUUUUCUUCUUUUUUGAGACCUGACGUUCCUAUCUAUUAGUAAUAUAUCACUCAAGUGUUGGCUUCAAGACACCUAUAACUAUGUAAUUGUAGUUGUUAUUGUGUUGUGGACUGUAAAUGCAUUGCUAUUAGUUUAUCACAUUUCCAUGUGCCAAAUUGAUUAAUGUGUUUUCAUUAUCUUUUUUAUGGAUUUUUUAUGGAUUUUGAUUUGAAGAACAAUUUUGACCAAAAGGUAAUCAAUCGUGGAUUCGAUAAUUGCAGUGAGAUUCUUCAAGUUGAUGUGCCUGGUUUAUUUUUCAUCAUUUUGUACAUUCAUGCCGUACCGAUUAGCAUGUUUCAUUUACUUCUGUUCUUAUUUUAUAAAUAUGUAUCAGCUGCCAUAGCUUCCUUCGUAUCUAGUUUGAGUUCUCCAUUUUCAUCACACUUUCUGUGGUUAUUUUAUUUAUAGCUAACAAUUAAACAAGCUCCGUUCCACAGGAACAAUGGGCUUUUCUUUAACCAGCAGAAUUUUGUGAUGAAAAUGCUCCAACUAUUGGGAGUAAAUCUGUGAUUUGAAAUGGAGAGUAUCCAAUAUGUGUGUGUAAAUAGUACAUAACUUUUUGAUGUAUACCAUGUUUGUCCAGACUGUCUUUACAUUAUAGUGUUGCCUCUAUAGAUGUCUGUAUAUAGAUAUAUAUAUUAAUGUGAGAUAUUUUAUCUCAACAAAAGGUAUAAUAAACAUUACAGGUGAAAAAAAA